CGAUGACAAUAAAUCCCCACCUCCCCCCUUUACACCUACCACCAAAUCUUCCAACAUUUCUUUCCGCCCAACUCUCCCCCUUUGUGCGUUGUUGGUCUACUGGUCUACGACGGUCUAGCGGUUCAGCUUGCCAAUUCAACUUUGACCGCUCUCGUCAGCUAGAAUUAGCCAUCAAGCCAUCAUACAAGGCUACCUGAGAGCUUGUUACCUAUAACUCGACUCGACUCGACUCGACUUGAUCGAGGCCGAUCUCGCGCCUAGGAAAUUAUUUCAACCAACCUCUCCUGGAAAUAUCAUCCGCAAACCCUUUAACCUUGCCAUCGUCCCAGCUUUAGAUAGUCGAGGGCGGAUGAUACGUGUAUCGUUCUAGACAUUAGAGACCAGACGUGAUUAAUAGACGAAUUAAUAGACGAUUGCCAAUGCCUUCGCGGUAGUACCGACAUGAUCGCCUCUACAUUUCUCCCCUCCCGCUUUCGCGGCGAGCAGCCGAGCGAUACUCCCGUCCUGCCAUCUAAGAUGAACAAGAGGGUUACGCCGAUACUCCAAUUCUUCUCCAAGAUAGCUUGCCUACACCCAAUACAUACUAUUGUCAUCGUUGCUCUAAUAGCGAGCACCACAUACGUCGGCGUCGUCAAGGAGAGCCUCCUAGACGUCUCGAGGAUCGCGAGAAACGCCGACUGGUCUUCCCUAGUCGAGGGCAGCAGGAGCCUGCGAACCGGACCCGAGACCUCGUGGAGAUGGCAGAGCUACGACGCCGACUCGGCCACCCCCAAAGACGCCGAACACCUGGCUCUAGUCACCCUGAUCUUCCCGGAGUCGUCCGAGGACGCGCCUCAGACCGCGCCGCUGCCUCACAUCGUCCCGCUACCGCAGAACCUGUCCAUCUCGCACCUGCCGUCCACUUCGAACACGCUGACGGCCUAUUCCCAGGAUAGCGCUCUGGCGUUUGCCGUAAAGUACGACGAUGCGCCGGAAUUCCUCGCGGCCGCGCAGGAAAUCCCUAACGACGUGCCCGGGCAAGAGUCGCGCGAGACCGAGCUCGGCAAGAGCGAGCAGAAGAUGUGGAUCAUGAAGGUCGCCAAAGGCUACACCAGGAGCAGCGUCAUCAGGUGGGUUCACAACGCCUGGACCGAGUUUCUCGACCUGAUCAAGAACGCCGAGACCCUGGACAUCAUCAUCAUGGUUCUCGGGUACCUGUCCAUGCACCUGACCUUCGUUUCGCUCUUCCUGUCCAUGAGGAAGAUGGGAUCCAACGUCUGGCUCGCCAUCAGCGUGCUGUUCUCCUCCACUUUCGCUUUCCUAUUCGGCCUCAAUGUCACCACCAAGCUCGGCGUUCCCAUCAGCAUGGUCCUGCUCUCCGAAGGCUUGCCGUUCCUAGUCGUGACCAUCGGUUUCGAGAAGAACAUUGCUCUGACGCGAGCCGUCCUGUCGCACGCUCUCGAGCACCGCAAGCCCGAUGACGAGAAAAAGAAGGACAGCAAAUCGAAGAAGUUCCUAGCCUCCGACGGCAUCAUACAAUACGCCGUGCAGCGGGCGAUCAGGGACAAAGGGUACGACAUUGUCCGGGACUACGUCAUUGAGAUCCUGAUACUCGUCGCCGGAGCUGCCUCUGGCGUACAGGGUGGCCUGCAGCAGUUCUGCUUCCUGGCCGCCUGGAUCCUCUUCUUCGACUGCAUCCUGCUCUUCACUUUCUACACCGCCAUCCUGUGCAUCAAGCUCGAGGUGAACCGCAUCCGCCGCCAUGUCGAGAUGCGGAGAGCCUUGGAGGACGACGGGAUCAGCCGACGCGUCGCCGAGAACGUCGCCAAGAGCAACGACUGGCCUCGGCAAGACGGCAAGGGAUCCAUCGACGAGCCCCUUUUCGGCAAGGACCUCGAGAGCAGCAGCGUUCCCAAGUUCAAAUUUUGGAUGAUCCUCGGCUUCGUCGCCGUCAACGUCGCCAACCUCUGCACGAUCCCCUUCAGGGCUUCCGACAUCUCCAGCAUCUCUUCCUGGGCCGGCGGGCUGGGCGGCGUGGUCAGCUCGCCACCCCUGGACCCUUUCAAGGUCGCCUCCAACGGGCUCGAUGAGAUCCUCUUCAACGCGAAGAGCCACUCGACGCCGACCAUCGUUACCGUCCUAACCCCUAUCAAGUACGAGCUGGAGUUCCCCUCGAUCCACUACGCUGAACCACCCCUAGGUUCCCUCGACGGGCGGCACGGCGGGGGCGGCAGCUAUUCGCAGCUGCACGGCUACGGCGUGGGAGGACGCAUGGUAGGCAGCCUGCUCACGAGUCUGGAGGAUCCCAUCCUGUCCAAGUGGAUCGUCGUCGCCCUGGCCAUGAGCGUCGCGCUCAACGGCUACCUCUUCAACGUGGCUAGGUGGGGAAUUAGGGAUCCCAACCUGCCCGACCACCCCGUCGACCCCAAAGAGCUUGCCGACGCUGAAAUGUUCAACGAUACCCAGUCCGCGACCCUCCCUCUCGGGGAAAUCCAGCCGAAGCAGCAGGAACCGGCCGUACCGGAUAGGCCGAUCACUCCCGCCUACACCGAUGACGAGAGCAGCCAGCCCGCCCCCGCCCCUCAACCGUCGAAGGUGCCGAUCAUCCGGAGGAGCCAGGCCGAGCUCGAGAAGAUGCUCGCCGCAAAGCGAGUCCACGAAAUGUCCGACGAAGACGUUGUCGCCCUCUCUCUCAAGGGGAAGAUCCCCGGUUACGCCCUGGAGAAGAGCCUGAAAGACUGCACUCGUGCCGUCAAGGUUCGCCGGAGCAUCAUCGCUAGGACUAAGGCGACCGCGGAUCUCACCGGCCUCCUCGACCGAUCCAAGCUCCCGUACGAGAACUACAACUGGGAGCAGGUCCUCGGCGCCUGCUGCGAGAACGUCAUCGGUUACAUGCCACUCCCCGUCGGCGUGGCUGGCCCGCUCGUCAUCGACGGCCAGAGCUACUUCAUCCCUAUGGCCACCACCGAAGGCGUGCUCGUCGCCAGCACGAGCCGCGGCUGCAAGGCAAUCAAUUCGGGAGGGGGCGCUGUCACAGUUUUAACCAGCGACGGGAUGACGCGUGGACCCUGCGUACAAUUCGAGACGCUCGAGCGCGCCGGCGCCGCGAAGCUCUGGAUCGAUUCCGAGGCUGGCCAGUCCGUCAUGAAGAAGGCUUUCAACUCGACCUCGAGGUUCGCCCGGCUGCAGACGAUGAAGACGGCGCUCGCGGGAACCAACCUCUACAUCCGAUUCAAGACGACCACCGGCGACGCCAUGGGUAUGAACAUGAUCUCGAAGGGCGUCGAGCACGCUCUGAAUGUUAUGGUUACUGAGGGCGGCUUCGAUGAUAUGGUCAUCGUGUCGGUGUCCGGAAAUUACUGUAUAGACAAGAAGGCGGCGGCCAUCAACUGGAUCGACGGCCGAGGCAAAGGCAUCGUCGCCGAAGCCAUCAUCCCUGGCGACGUGGUGAAGGCGGUGCUCAAGACCGACGUUGACAGUCUUGUCGAGCUGAACACGGCUAAGAACUUUAUCGGAUCCGCCAUGGCCGCCUCCAUCGGAGGUUUCAACGCCCACGCGGCCAACAUCGUCGCCGCUGUCUUCCUCGCCACCGGACAAGACCCGGCCCAGGUCGUAGAGAGCGCUAACUGUAUUACUAUUAUGAAGAACCUCCGCGGAUCCUUGCAAAUCUCCGUGUCUAUGCCGUCUAUCGAAGUCGGUACACUUGGCGGCGGUACCAUCCUGGAACCUCAGGCCGCCAUGCUUGAUAUGCUCGGCGUCAGGGGUUCUCAUCCGACGAACCCCGGAGACAACGCACGCCGCCUUGCCCGCAUCGUCGGAGCGUCGGUCCUCGCCGGAGAGCUGUCGCUCUGCAGCGCCCUUGCCGCCGGCCACCUAGUUAAGGCUCACAUGGCGCACAACCGUUCCGCACCCCCGACCCGGAGCACUACGCCGGCCCCCAUGACGCCGGUCGGACUAACGAUGACGACCGCGGUAGAGAAAGCCGUCAAGAGCCCGGCUGCCGUCGACCGGGCAGCCGCGUCGAAGCGAUAGACGCUUCGAUUUGUUUCUUUCUGCGACUUAGUUUCGGAGGUCGCGACAUUUGAAGACACGUUCUGUUUGGAACAUGAUGAUACAUCGUGAUAGGCGUUCGACGGGCUCGUAUUUGGGUUUGUUCGGCGCGAAAACUACAGACUACUGGGCAGGUAUUUUGCGAGGUGUCGGAGGAAGUCGGUUGGGAAUUUACGUUGUAGAGAGUGUUUCAUUCUCGCGAGACGAACAAGAGCAUGUUGAGCGGCGUAAGCAUUGGCAAGCGAUUGCGGGCGUAGAAUAGCUUCGCGAUAAAGCAAAGGGGUGCUUCUUCAUAUUAGAUUCCCGAAAAAUACGGUAUUCGUAUAAUCCUACAGGCGACAUUUGGCCCUUGCGGGUUCUCGCCGAGGUAGGAGUAUUGGUAGAAUAUCCUUAGGCUAAUUGUGCGCUAGCAGUAUACAUAAUAAAGUCACGAUAUCCAACCCGU
Annulohypoxylon truncatum is the source of this 4474-nucleotide messenger RNA. RefSeq names its product 3-hydroxy-3-methylglutaryl-CoA reductase. Gene Ontology annotation, biological process: ergosterol biosynthetic process; isoprenoid biosynthetic process; coenzyme A metabolic process. The transcript is spliced from 3 exons. Gene Ontology annotation, molecular function: hydroxymethylglutaryl-CoA reductase (NADPH) activity; protein binding. The coding region runs from base 442 to 4011 and encodes 1189 amino acids. Gene Ontology annotation, cellular component: peroxisomal membrane; endoplasmic reticulum membrane. The record is from RefSeq and is a predicted model, not a curated record. Lineage: Eukaryota; Fungi; Ascomycota; Sordariomycetes; Xylariales; Hypoxylaceae.